Messenger RNA from Racocetra persica, 248 nucleotides. The record is from the annotation of a GenBank genome assembly. Lineage: Eukaryota; Fungi; Glomeromycota; Glomeromycetes; Diversisporales; Gigasporaceae.
GCAAUAUGAAACUCUUAGAAGACAAUCAUAGACGUGACGAAGAUGAUGCAAAUCAAAUUAAUAGACGGAGAAACAGGGAAAAUGAAGUAUUAAAGGCAAUCAUUAAUAUUGAAGAUUCAAUGAAUGUUGAUCUUUGCUUCGUUCUGGACUGUACAGGCUCGAUGUCUCCUUAUAUCGAAGCAGCGAAAGAGCAUAUAUUAAAAGUUGCUAGUUACGUAAACAGCAAUAACUCAAAUAUCGAAUUCUGG